AUGAGCAUGCAAACCGGAAGGUGGUGUCUUUUUAAUGUUUUAAUCUCAGGAUUCGUGCUAUGGAGCCAUGUUGAAUCAUUCCGAUUCGAUGUCGAGUCGGGUCAAACCAAAUGCAUUGCUGAAGAAAUAAAGAUCAACUCCAUGACACUUGGGAAGUACCACAUUGUUAACCCUACUGAGGGAUACCCUUUAACGGAUUCUCACAAUAUCACUAUCGGGGUAACAUCGGUGUACGGUAAUGUUUAUCACCAUGCGGACAAUGUGACUGAGGGGCAAUUUGCAUUUCAAGCAAUGGAGGAAGGUCACUACUUGUCUUGCUUUUUUGCAGCAGAUCACAAGCCUUCGGCUACUGUCACCAUUGACUUUGAUUGGAAGUCUGCCUUCGAUGCCAAGGAUUGGACAAAUGUCGCGAAGAAAGGAUCUAUCGAAUCAAUGGAAUUAGAGCUCAAGAAAAUGCACGAAAUUGUUUUAUCCAUUCACGACGAGAUGUUUUAUCUCCGUGAGAG
Messenger RNA from Olea europaea var. sylvestris, 506 nucleotides. RefSeq names its product transmembrane emp24 domain-containing protein p24delta9-like. The annotation marks the transcript as partial. The record is from RefSeq and is a predicted model, not a curated record. Gene Ontology annotation, biological process: intracellular protein transport; Golgi organization; endoplasmic reticulum to Golgi vesicle-mediated transport. The transcript has 3 exons. Gene Ontology annotation, cellular component: endoplasmic reticulum-Golgi intermediate compartment; Golgi apparatus; COPII-coated ER to Golgi transport vesicle. NCBI's taxonomy places the organism in Eukaryota, Viridiplantae, Streptophyta, Magnoliopsida, Lamiales, Oleaceae.